Messenger RNA from Didymodactylos carnosus, 1594 nucleotides. The record is from the annotation of a GenBank genome assembly. Lineage: Eukaryota; Metazoa; Rotifera; Eurotatoria; Philodinida; Philodinidae.
ACAAUCAUUUUUAUCAUCAUUUAUUGAUAAUAUAACAAAUAAUCUUUCAAGAUCAAAAAGAAAUUAUCAAUAUAAUGAGUCUGUUAAACGGUUUGCACUAUUAUUAUAUAUAUUAGGUGGUAAAUUAACCUAUGAAUUAAUAAGAAUAAAUUUACCUGGUGCACUUCCUCAUGUGGUGACAUUAAACAGAUUAAUAUCGAAUUCAAAUCACAAUAUAAAUGAAGGUGAAUUUCAAUUUGAUAGAUUAAAACAAUAUUUAAAUUCGAAUGAUGUACAAUUUGGUUUUGUAUCAGAAGAUUGUACUGGUGUCAUCUGUAAGAUAAAAUAUGAUGUUAACACAAAUUCAUUCAUAGGUUUUUCAACACCACUUGAUAAUGGAAUACCACUUUUGCAAUACUAUCAAACUGAUUCAUUUGAAAAACUUAAGACUUGGUUUAGCACAAUUAAGAAAGCACCACUAUUCAACAUACAUAUGUUUCAACCAUUACCAUCAAGUCAUACAAGUUUACCAAGUCCAUUUUUACUAUCUGCCUAUGGUGUUGAAAAUACAUAUACAACAAAUGAUAUUUUACGUCGAUGGUUAUUUAUUUAUGAAUGUUGUAUAAAAAAGCAAAUUCGAAUUAUAGGCUUUUCCUCAGAUGCUGACAGUAAAUAUAUGAGAGCAAUGAGGUUAGUGAGUGGUUUUUUUGCAACUUUACCGGAUUUUAAAUUACAUCAACAUCCAAAUGCAUUUAAAUUAAAUUUAACAUCGAAAUGGUGUUGGUUUUACCUUCGUCAAGAACAACUAUUCUUAUUUUUACAAGAUCCAACACAUUUAGUCACCAAAUGGAGGAAUCGUUUAUUAUCAUCAACAGUUCAAUUAUGUAUUGGUCAACAAAUAAUUACUAUUGAGCAUUUAAGAGAUAUUAUUGAGAGCAGACAAUAUACAAAGUUAGAUCAUAAUUUAAUUAGAACAGAUAUAAAUCCAAAAGAUCAUCAAAAAUUAUCAUUAAUAAUAACAACAUAUAUUCAAACAACAACAUCACUCAAAACACGUUUAAAAUCAGCGUGGAUAAUUGUUUUUGUCUGUCGUCUACGGCUAGCAUGGUUAAAAAAUAAAAUAUUUAAAAAUCAAUCAUCGACACCAAUAAAUAAAGAUAAAUAUUUUAUAACAAGAACAGCGUAUUUAUCAGUUGAGUUAAAUGCUCAUAAUUUAUUAUUUCUGAUAUUAUUAGUCCAACAAAAACAAUUACCAAAAGAUUCAUUACAUAUUUUUUUAUUUAAUUCACAAUCUUGUGAAGGAAUGUUCCGGAAUGCAAGAUCGUUAAGUGGUGCCUAUUCCACAAUAGUGAACUUCACAACUCAUCAUUUCCUUCGGCAUGAUGUUGAUUAUUUGGAUAUAGAACAGGUUAUAUCAGAAACAUAUGAAGCAUCAGUUGAAUUAAUUGAAAAUUUAGGAAUAACAGCAUUAUUAAAAAAACAGCAAAUAUAUAAAAUAGAAAAAUUAAGUGAAUUUAUAUUUAAUGAAUUAAAUUCGAUGUCAAAAGUGUAUGAUAAUUUAACAGGAAAAAUACACGAUGACGACGACAUGAAUUCAGAAUCAGAUGAUCUAUAA